Messenger RNA from Penicillium arizonense, 129 nucleotides. RefSeq lists its product as uncharacterized. The record is from RefSeq and is a predicted model, not a curated record. Lineage: Eukaryota; Fungi; Ascomycota; Eurotiomycetes; Eurotiales; Aspergillaceae. The transcript has a single exon. Gene Ontology annotation, biological process: regulation of DNA-templated transcription. The annotation marks the transcript as partial. Gene Ontology annotation, molecular function: zinc ion binding; DNA-binding transcription factor activity, RNA polymerase II-specific.
AUGUCUCCCUCUCGACAGGAAAACGGCGACCAAGAAGCAAACACUGGGCGGAGGACUCGGGCGCCCUAUACUCAACGCGCUUGCACCGAAUGCAAGCGCCGUAAGCAGCGCUGCAGCGGCCAUGAACCG